Molecule: messenger RNA, 10195 nt
Organism: Nerophis ophidion (straightnose pipefish)
Lineage: Eukaryota; Metazoa; Chordata; Actinopteri; Syngnathiformes; Syngnathidae
Product: vascular endothelial zinc finger 1-like
Exons: 7
Coding region: 114-1586 (490 amino acids)
Biological process (GO): regulation of transcription by RNA polymerase II
Molecular function (GO): RNA polymerase II cis-regulatory region sequence-specific DNA binding; DNA-binding transcription factor activity
Source: RefSeq, a predicted model, not a curated record
UUAAUUUGGUUCAGGUCAGCGGGUGACAGGAAGUUGUAGCUGCCAAUGUUUAGCUUGCCGCUUUGUUGAGGAUUCCUGCUGGGCUUCCUGCAGAUUUUAUCAUAAGAGUUGCAAUGGAACCGAGCUGGAGUACAUUUUUAUUUCAACAGGCCAAUGAGGCCCUCCACCAGCACCAAAUAGCCGGAAACAGCCUCUUGCCUCUGCUCAAUUCUGCAACGGAGCCACCUGAUCAGAAACCAGUACUGCCCAUACUGUUGGACCAGAAGCCACCAGUCAGUGCUGCAGAACUUCUUAAAGAUAAUGUGGCCAGCGGGGCUGGGGGAGGAGGUGGUGGAGGACCUCUACUUGCUGUGAUUAAAAAAGAACCUAAAUCAAAGACGCCCUUCAUUUGUGGCUACUGCAACAAGGCUUUUCGGGACAGUUACCACUUGCGGCGGCAUGAGUCAUGUCACACCGGCAUUAAGAUGGUCUCACGGCCUAAAAAGACACCCACAGCUCCCACCAUGGUGCCACUCAUAGCCACUGUACCUCGUGAAAAUAGUGGAAACUCCUCAUACAUUACUACUGUAGCUGGCAUCUUGACUACAGCCACCACAUCAACAGCAACAGGGACAAGCAUUAUGACACCAAUGCAACACCAACAGCAACAGAGCAUCCCUAAGAAACCCUCCAAGCCUGUGAAAAAGAAUCAUGGCUGUGAUAUGUGUGGAAAGGCCUUCCGAGAUGUUUAUCACCUCAACCGUCACAAGCUGUCGCACUCUGAUGAAAAACCGUUUGAGUGUCCCGUCUGUCACCAGAGGUUCAAGAGGAAGGAUCGAAUGACGUAUCAUGCACGCUCCCAUGAUGGUGGCAUUCACAAGCCUUACAUUUGUUCUGUGUGUGGGAAAGGUUUCUCCAGGCCUGAUCAUCUCAGCUGUCAUGUCAAGCAUGUCCAUUCCUCAGAGAGGCCUUUCAAGUGCCAAGUAACGGCCUGUACAUCUGCCUUUGCUACCAAAGACCGUCUGCGCUCGCAUAUGAUCAGACAUGAAGGCAAAGUCACCUGUAACAUCUGUGGCAAAAUGCUAAGUGCAGCCUACAUCACAAGUCACCUCAAAACUCAUGGGCAGGCCAGCUUCAGCAACCAUUGUAACAAAGGAAUAAGUGACUGGCAGUGGAACCAUUCAGGGCCACGAAAAGGUGAGUUGACGGUAGGAGAGAUUUUAAAUAACUCCUUCCAAGUCCUAAUUGACAACUCUCAUAAAGAUGCCAACAACAUACACAACUCUGCCACAACAACGCCAGUCACCAACUCUGCAGCCAUCACCUCUGCUUUAAAUCGAGGUGGCAAUACCAGCAAUCCAGUCACCAUUGCUGCUCAGAUGAACAUCACUACCAGCACCAUCAACAUAACAAAUCCGGUUAACUUGGGCCCCGUCAACCUCGCCUCUGUCAAUAUCCCAACGACAGCCCACAUGAAUCUUGCCCACCCUGUGGCUAUAACCACCCCGAUGCCCAUGAAUAUUACCGGCCCACUUAACAUUGCUAUGAGGCCCAUGGAUAGCAUGCCUUUUCUAUCCCAAGUUCUGCCAUCCUCACCUCCUUGGUAGAUAUUUUUUGUAGCUGCUGAGUAACUGUUGAGAAUGUAACUAUAUGCCUAAUAAUAAUAUACAAAUGUGCUGAAUCUUGGUCCAAUGAAGAGCGGCAUGCCUUCCUGUAUAAUACAGGACCUCACCCCACAUAGAUUCCUAAUCAAAAAAGUCAUGUUAUCAUCACUUUGGGAAAUAUUAAAUGUGGAAGAAGCAGUGAUUUACAUAUCCCACAAAUUAAUUGGGGUAGCAUUGCUCAGGUGGUAGUGGUUGGAUCCUUAGUGCCACUGUGACCCUGUAACUGUUAUUUUUGAGCAAGAUACUGAACCCCCAGCUGCUCCUGGGGCUGCAUCAUCAGUAGGUGAAUGAGGUGAUAGUGUCAAAGUGCUUUCAUUACCUUGAAGGUAGAAAAGCGCUAUACAGUGGAACCUGUAUAUGUUGACCAACCCAUUGUUUUUCUAUCAUUGCUAAAAAAGAUGCCAGUUUAAAUCGGAGCAAUUCUAUGAAAAGAACUGCCACUUACAUUCAAAGCUUCAGCAUAGAGUCAAAAGUCCUUUCUUCUUUAGGGCUCCCAGCAAUAAUCUUCCUUCGUACAAAUACCUAAAUCAAACCAAAAUACGUCUCGUUAAUCUUUGUAAUCCGGUCAACUGGACGUCUACCAAUUAUUUUUUAAAACCUUCAACAUCAAAACUGCCGUUAUGAAUUUACCGUAAGUCUUGUGGUCCGUUCCAUUAACCCCGGAAGUUGGAAAUCAGAGCUGGGAAUGAUGUCUUGCGCUCUAGUUACGAAGUCGAAAAUAAAGACAGCCAAAUCCACGACAAGUAUUCUUGCUUUUGAAUCUGAAUAUAAACAAUUUAUGGAAAAAUAUGCACUCUUUCCCCAACUUUUAAACAAGGUGGAUGACAUGUAAACACAGACAUUAUUUCUAGCAAUGUAGAGCGUAUAAAACACAUUAGCAUAAUUCAUUUACCGUAUUUUCCGGGCUAUAAACCGAAUCUACAUAUAAACCGCACCCACUAAAUUUGAGUAUACUGUACAUACAUACAUAUACUGUAUUAGCCGCACUGGACUAUAAACCGCAUUUAUAUACCGGUACAUUGUGAAAUAUUUACAUAUACAGAGUUUGUAAAUGUUUAUUUCCAUACCUUAAUUGUUUCCAAAUGGUGCCUGUAAAACGGCUGAUCAAACAAAAGAGAAAAGUCAUCAAUGUCUUUAUUCAUCGUUUGAGAUGAAUGAGAUUUUCUCCUUUUUUAAUAAGGUUCAACAUAUUUUUCAGUAUUCUUCCUCCUUUUACUUUGUAAAGUUCUUAAAAUGCAUCUUUUUAGUAUAUUGUUUGAUUUCUUUGCUUAAUCCAUUCCAUAAUUUAGCAGUUAGCAAAGACAAAUUAGCCGCACCUUUAUAUAAACCGCAGGGUUCAAAGCUUGGGAAAAAAGUAACAGCUAAUAGUCUGGGAAAUACGGUACACAAGGUUAACAUUACCAAAUAUGAACGUCCAAAAAUUAAUCGUAUAUUGCUGAUUUAAUGCGACAAAAAAAUAGAAGUGCUAAUAAAGAAUUUUACAGAAAGUUAUAUUACUGUUUACACUCCGAGCAGCCAUCUUUGAAGCUAACUCGGGUGUAGUACGUUCCAGUUGAAAUUUCCUAUUAGGAACCCGCAAAUUCUGAAUGGUGGAAUGCACCAUUAAACUAUACCAUGUAUUCCAAUGGUUUGAAGCUGCGCUUUGAGAUACAUAUGGGGGUUAUUACGGUAAUCACAGAAACUACGUCACAGUAAUUGAGGCACAAAGCAGAGUGCAGGGUUUGUACAACUAAGUUCUGCACAUGAAAGUGAUAACUUACAUUUUGGGUGUUUUUUUUUACCCUGUCUGUUGCGUUUUGCCUGAUUGUGAAAAUUUGUCGAUCAAGGAGGUGGUCUGCGAAGUAAAAGAGGAGCAACAUUCUUAAUAUUCAGUUUUUUAUCAUACACAGUUAAUAUUGUAAAUCCCACAUUCUUUAUGUUAUGUAUAUUUUGGCUGCCUUAGUUAGUAAAAAAAAAUGUAAAACUUCAUAAUUUAGUAAAAAAAAAUCUGCUGUAUUUGCUUGGGUCAGUUUUUUCAGGAAUACUAAUGCAAAACCUUACAAAAUAAUGUUUAAAAUGCGGUUUGGGGGAGGUUUGACAGACCACCUCAAAAACAGAAUAAAAUUGUUUUUUUUAAUUUGCGCAAAUGGAGGACAAGGUUAAAACAAACUACCAUAAGUUCAAAAUGGUAUGCCUCUGGCUGAAGUCACUAAGAACUAUUAUUCGGUCAUGCCGACAGCCAGGCCGAGGGAUGUCAACUUAUAACGGGUUCCACUGUGUAAGUGAAAGCCUGUUUACCAUUCAUCACAUUGAUGCAAAAUGAUUAGUAUUAGUAAAAGUAUUACCUCUGAAGCUUAUUCCCUCCAAUGAAUUUUCUAAAACAAAUUUUCAACAAUCCUUAUGAGGAAAAGCAACACAUUGUGUUUUACAUUAGUAGAGAUUAAUACACCCAGAAAACAUUUAAAUUCUGUAAUCUAUCAAAGGGACAGUCUACCGUAUUUUCAUAAAAACCUUCUGUUCAAUGUAAAAUGACCCCACUCACUGCCAUUUUAGUUUUUUUUUUUUUUUUUAGUAUUUAAGUAGCCCAUUAUGCCAAAGAGUUUCCAAGUAACAUUGUUCCCUUUAAAUGAUGAAUGUUAAAAAUGAGUGUAGACACCUAAAUGAAUUUAGAUCAAGUACUAUGUCAAAAGAGGUCUCACAUUAGAUGCUCCUACAUUUUUGCAUUCUGAUAUAGUGUUUACUCAAAUCUAAUUUUGAAAUCAAUUUAGGUAUGUUUAGUGUUUACAUAGAUUUCUGAACAGAACAAAUAUGGUUGCCGAUUUUGAUGUAUUUAUCAGACAGUUACUAGGCAUUAUUAGCGGUUACACAUUGAACCAUAUGUUUAAUGUUUCUCUUGUUUUGUGCCGCAUUUGUUAGCUGACUCAUUGAAACUGUUUUAUAAGGAGUAUCCUUUUACACAAUUCUUGAUCUAGUUGUCAGUGUAGUAUAAGUGAACAAUUGCAACAAGAUUGCCUAUGCUGUGCAUUUGAUGUCAAAAGGUGUGACACCUUCCUACACCUGAGGUGUAUUUUUUGGUGUGUGUGAGACACAAUGCUUCCAGAUAAGAUUUUUUUACACUAUUUUUAGAGGACUAAUCAGUAUUUAAUAGUUUCAUGUAUUUCAAAGUUUUAAGUGAUGAAAAAAAUCUUUCUUUGAAGGGCGGGUGUUAUAUUUUGCAUUUUGUUGAUGUUUCUGAAGCUUGGUGAGGUUUGUUUUAAAUUAAGUUCUCCCCUGGCUGUAUUUUGAAAUGGCUGGGAAUUACGCUGAUCUACAGUAUGUAUGAAUUUUUGAGGAAAUAUUUAUCAUAAGAACAUGACAGCUAAGGUACAGCACGGAGGGAGAAACAGUAUUAUUAAGGUCAAAUAGAUUGAUUACUGAGGUCGAGAACAAUAUACAGUAUUUCCUUCAAAGGUCAUGGAACGCUAUCAAAGCAAUUUCAAAGUUAGGUUGGUCUGAAUGUUUAUGUUAACAAGCAUAUGAGCUUAUAUAUGCCAGUAGAACUCUAAAAAGUUACUUCGAAUAGUCUUCUCCAAUGCCUGUUUACCGUCUAUUUUGUAAAUAUGGAACACUAUUUUAUAGCCUUGUGGUAGUGCCAGUGUGACUUUAUACUACAGCUGGCAGUGCAAAACAUAUUGGUCUAUCCCUCACAUUUUUAUGGCAAUAUCUCUUAAGGGACAAUACAAAAGAAUGAAACAGGGUUCUGAUUUAAUUAGUUGUUUUACUCAAUAGAUUAUGGUAUUAAGUGUCAAGUAAAAAUUAAGAGCUGUAUUUGCAGAUACUGACAAAAUACAUAAAAUAUUUUCAAGUUUCUUUAAUGAUUUUGCCAAUCAGAUCAGACUAAAAAUAAAACACUGCAUGAUUUUAGGUAAACAUAGUUUUGUGAGCAAACCUCUUUGGGAAAAAAAAAUUACAAUUGUAUAAGAUAGUGUAACAAUAAGUGAGUGUAUUGACACUGCACUAAUACUGUUAGUGCUUCAUUAUGUUCAUCCGUUAUCGGCUUUUUAAAAAAAGAUAUCUGUAUUUGACUUCAAAAUAAGAUUAAUCUUUCACAAAUAUAAUUGUUGCUUUUAAACAAACAGCUGCACAGAAAUGAACAUGAAACACGCCCCUGUGGUCAAGUAUCCAAAUAGUAAAUAGAAAAAGAAGAAUAUUUGCUUUUUUUUGGCCCUUUAAGAUCGAAAUGAUCCCAUACUUCAGAAUGUUGCCUUUUCUUAGUUUUAUUUAGAUCGAUUAACUAAAUAGAUCAUAAUUUUUUAGUAGGAACUAUCACUUGUGAGCCGAAAGAGCCUGAAGAGCAGUUUGGCGCUUCGCAGUCAAAUGACGCAAUUGUUUUUCUUCUUAAAGCAACACAUCGAAACAUUGAGUGAUAGUAUUUACUCCUUGUGUUUUUAAUAAGGCACUACCCGAGGGUCCCUGGUUCAAAUCCCACCUAGUACCAACCUCGUCACGUCCGUUGUGUCCUGAGCAAGACACUUCACCCUUGCUCCUGAUGGGUGCUGGUUGGCGCCUUGCAUGGCAGCUCCCUCCAUCAGUGUGUGAAUGUGUGUGUGAAUGGGUAAAUGUGGAAGUAGUGUCAAAGCGCUUUGAGUACCUUGAAGGUAGAAAAGCGCUAUACAAGUACAACCCAUUUAUUUAUUUAAAAUGCAGUACUAUUAAUAACAAAACUACAAUCGUCCCCUUAUUUUUUUUUUGUUACAAAGAAUAGUAUAAGUACAAUAAAAACUGGUUGUGCAAAAUAGAUUUUUACUCUACAAAACGGCAACAAUGCAAAAAUAUAAUCAUUAAAAAAAUGUUGUUCAUCAAUACAUUUCUUUUACGACAAGCGCAAGCGCGUCUGUGCAAAUGUAGCAAUGGCCAGUCCACUUCAAAAAUAGUACUCGCGAUCUGGGGAGAUUGCUUGUGCUUUUGGCUCGUAGUCAGCAUGCUCGCCUCGCACACCGACAACCUGGGUUUGUGCCCCGCUUGGAGCAGUCGGAAAAAACACCGCAGCCAAGAUAAAGUACACAGUCGCUACAUGAAGCAGAGCUGUCUGUGAUUGACAGCUAUGGACACCAAUCAUUGCAUUCCGCCGUCAAAAUCGGGGGCCCCUGAUUGGGUGGUGGCCACUGGGCUUCAGCCAAGUAAGCCCGUGCAUCGAGGCAGCCCUGCCCAUGUCCAAAACAUAAAGUUUUCGAUUUUAAACAAUAUGACUAACAAAACACAGAUAAUUAGCUGUUCAACCAAUGAAAUGUCACUGCAUCGGCCACUCGCGCCGUCACAUCCUUGUUUACAUUAACAGAGAUCUCGGUUUUUGAUGACCAUUUCUUACUCUCAUUUACUAACAAAAAUCCCUGCUAUAGCACUGAACAGUUCCCGUUGUUUAAUGAGAGCAGUGUAAACCGUUCGCAAAGUGCGAUGUUUGUCACAAUACUUGGAAAAACUCUUGAAAAAUCAGGCAAGAUCCCCAAAUUGUUGUCAAUGUUCCAAAAUGUUCUCUGCAUUUGAGUUUAAUAGGAGUAUGAAUUCGAAGCAUAUUUCGUACAUGUGCUUUCUGGGUAAAGCUUACGAAGAACACUUAAAACAUUGAUAACAAAUUCAUACAAACGCAAGCUGAUGCAAAAAUAGGGAACUUUUACCACAACUUUGUAAAAAUGAAACAACAAUCCUGGAAGGACUGACAGCUUUACACUGACUACCCUUAAGUAGUAUCCACGUGUCUUUUGUGUUUUCCCUUGAGAAUAAAUAAAAAUGUGAGUGAUGUACUGGAAAUCAACGCUGAUGUGGCCGUCCAACUCUAUGAAUAAUAAACAGACCCCCCCAAAAAAUAAAUACCUUGUCAACAAACAUUGCUUGUGGUGCUAUGGCCAUUUUGUCGUCAGAUAAACAGUUCAGUUUAUUCUCUCAGGCAAAAUGGCAAAUUAUACCAGUGAGACAAGAACUCUUUCUCAAUACUGUUUGUAUACAUCUCCACACAUCAGGGUCUUGGGAGUAUUCCUUUUACAUAGUUACGAGGAUGUCUGUGGUUAAACUUGUAAAUUUUUCGGAAAGAUGACCUAAUAGUAUUUCCUGUGAAAUAAAACCAAGAUCACAUGUUUAACCUAUUUUAAAUCUUCACAAAUAAUUAUUAUUUGACAAAAACCCUGACAAUGGUCAGCAGAGGUACUUGAGGUCAGAUUUACAUAUAUUUAACAUCUCUCUCCCACUGUUUAAUAAUGUCAGGAAAUGUUUUUUGGUCAGAACAAACAAUUGUAACACAUUUGUGUGUCUUAGGAAAAGGUCAAAAGUCAGAUAGCUUGGUACAUAUAGUGUUUGUUGGUUCUUGCUCAAAGGUUGACCCUUUGUGUUAUCAGAUUUAGAAUAAUUUAGCAUUGACUGCAAGGCCUAAGAGGAAUUGUCUAUUGUUUUCCUAAUCUUUGUUUGUUUUUCGUCUUAGUAAUAGUGCUCUACUAUAUUGAUCUCACACUAAUGUUGAGUUGACCCUUAUUUUUUUGUCUAAUCUGACUGCAACACGGUUAGUGAUGCAGCCAUCACAAAUGACAUACAUUUGCCUGACUGUCAAAAAACUAAGAUAGAAACAUUGCAUACAUUUUAUGAUAGCUUUACUGUAACAGAGGCAGACAUUGCGGGGGGAAAUCUAGAAAGGUUACAAAUUAAUUUGUAUUUAAUUAAAGGAAAUAUAUAUUUGUUCCCAAAACAAAACAUGACUUAGUCCUUAAGCCUCAUUAGUAACCACACGAGUCAGACUGCUUGGUCACCAAGGUUGCACGCAUACUAGAAACGCAUACUAGAAAGAGAUUUUGGUCAGAUUUUUCCAACUCCAUUUUUUAAUAAAGGGAUGCUUUUAAACUCAUAUUCAGCAUUUCUCUGCUUCCAAACACGUUGAGUCGAGUGUAUUCUUGGGACCUUGCGAGUAUUUCAGGAUCUUUAUGGCAGCAUUGGUAAUUGUACACCCAACUCUUAUGCGGUCAUUAUAGCUUAUGAUGAGUAUUUGGUGCUAAGAACCAUCCCUAUUCUAAUGGUGUAAACAUUUUCUGAACAAGGGUGAUUGACAGUGCCAAUAGUAGUAUUUUUUUUCUCUCACCAAGCUUUUUGUGAUAGUCUAGUAGCUCAUCCCAGUCUUUUGCAGGUCUACAAACCUGUCUAUUGGGUUCUUGACAGGUCUUUUGGCAUGCCCAUGGAGAUAAGGAGGUUUGAAUGGAAGAUACUUUUUUGGAUAGUUGUCUUAGCCAAUUAAUAUGUUGCUAUUUGAAGGUCUUUCUAAAAGAGAAACAAUUGAUUUGUGUGCUUCAUGGACAUACAACUGUGUGGCCAGAAUGCUUGUUGGUUUGUAGGAGAUCAAAUACUUAUUUACCGCACUGAAAUACAAAUUGAACCAUCUUAUUGUAUUUUUUUUUCUUAUUAUUUUGUGUUUACAAUAAACCUGCCAUAGAAAUGCAUAUUUUUUUAUGACAGCAAUCUUACAAAAUCAGCAUGAGGUCAAACAUUUAUUUUCCUACCUGUAUUUGUUUCAAGUUGAGGCCAUUUCUCUACAAAGCUUGCAGCAUAUUAUUGGAUGUUAGCGAGUUGCACCUUCAUUUCAUUGAAAGCAUGUCAAUACUGUCCCUAUUUUUAAUGCGUUUUGAUCUUGGAAAUGUAAUUGUUUUGUCUUCAAUCUCUUUUUUUUUUUUUUUCUUAUGUUGCAUGUGGUUGACUGAGCUUGUCUAUUGUAGGUUUGAGUUGAAUAACAUUUUUGCUAGAACAAUAGUGACAUUUUUAGGACAAAACAAACACUAAAAAAAAAAAGGGUAAAUCAUGCAUGUGUUGUCUGUCCUUCUCUAGUGGCCGUAACAAGUGUGCCUGAAAUACUUUGCAAGACUCUUCCACGUUGAUGCUUCUUCCUCAAUGUGUGUUAUGUGAUAAAGGAUGAAAAAAUACUGUGAAGGAAUACUUUUUUGUUGUUUUUUUUAUUUUCAAAUGGCUGCAGACAUCUUACUGACAACCAAACUAUGGCAUUUCCGUUCUAUACAGUAUGUUAUGAAAUCUUAUGAUUGUAAGUCACAGUUGUUCAGUAACUGUGUUCUGUAUUUUUUUAAAUUGCUAAUUAGGAACAUACAUGAAAAAACAAUUUGAAGACAAACAAUUUUUACCAACCAUUUUGUCAAGUAAAAUUUUGGAAGAUGUUGUGAAGGCAAUUGAAUGUAUAUCUAUGUACAAACCGUUCAAAUCAGAGAACUUGUUAGUUAUGAUAGACACAUGCAAAGAAAAAAAUCUUUUUAUUAAAAAAAACAUUUUGUAUUAGAUUAUUAACAAUGGUAAGUUUUGUAUAUAUGAAGGCUAGGCUUUCUGAUUAGCAGAAAGGUAAAACAUUCCUACAUUUUUUAAAUGUAUGUUCAUGGAAAAUAACUAUGUAAACAUGCACAAUGUUUUAUGUGCCUUUUAUUUGGGUUUGUCUAAAUAAAAGAAAACCGUAAAACAUGAUUGUCAACUGGCCAUGUUGAAUCCUACAUUGUAUGUUUUUUUUUGUGUGUGUUUGACAGCUACGAGAUCAGAAAGAUAAAUGAUGGAUGUCAACAAUU